AUGUCCGACGUACUCGGGUACCUCAACGGGGUGCUGCACCGAGUUUCGGCGACGUUCAUGCCGACUGAGAUGGACGACAUCGCCUCGUUCUUGCGCGGGGAUGCGUGGGUGGUCGCAACGGCGGCCCCCGCGUCGGCUCAGCAGACAGCACAGACAUCCUCCACAGCAGCGACCGACUUGUCGCGUGGGGUCACAAGGCGGACUAGGGUUAGUUACCCUCUUGGCGCUACACACUGGGGUCACUUCAUCCCGCUCGGUGUUGCAGGCACGACGCUCGUCUCCGCCGCCACUUCCGGAAGCCGAGCGGUGCUGCUCAAUUUCUUCGAGAGCAACGGAUUCGAGCAGGUGUUUACCGUGAGUCUCGUGCCGACCGAGCAGCAGCAGGAGCAGCCGCACGUGCAUCUGGCGGCACCAGGGACAAUGGAGGGUGCGGGUACCGCUGGGGACGCCGCUCUCUCUCGCGAUGGUCACCGUCACGCGGACCUCUGGCGCACCCAACGGGUUUCGUCCUUCUCGCCCAACGACACUGGCAAUACGACCGCCUUUCGUAAGCGGGCUCGGUCCAAUGCACCGUCGUCUGCGGUCAUCGACGUGUCGCUGGACACUCGCUAUAGCACUACUGCGGAGGCAGCGCGACACGCGUGCAUGGCUGCUGCGCGUCGCUGGUUCGAGGGGGUCGAGGAGAAGGCUCUGCUGGCCGCCGAUGAGCUGAGCGAGGGCGGAGAUGGAGGUGCGCGGCGUAGCCACAAAACGCACCUUCGGCGUCUGCUCAUUAUAGUGCGGUGCUGCACAGACAACCGUGUCGCGUUCUCCACCCGUGGCGGCGCCACAAGCGCUGCGCAGGCGUCAUCGUCGGGCACAGGCCGCCGUCACCGCCGCGGCGAAGACCCUUUAUACCUGCUGCUCCAUGACCUCGCAGCUCUCACGACGUUAUACGAGGUGCGGCUGGCUCCCACGUGCUGCGCGGCGCGGCCUGCGGUGCUCCUGCUGCCAGAAGACGACAGCUAUGGCGGCUCCAUGUUGAGGCAGCAGCUCCGGGAGGAAGUGGGACACCGGUAUUGGGUUGAGCUUUUCCUGCAGUCGGAUGGCGCAUCGAGCGGCGUCUCCGCGCACCAUGGUGAAGCUGGCGCGGCGGACGCCAGCCGAGGAGCACGGAAAGGUGACGGGUGGAGAACAAGGCUGAUCGGCUGCAGCAGCGGUGCGAGUGGCGCGCCUGGUGGGUUGGGUGGCAUCUUGCGACAACGGCAGCACGAGCAGGCCGAGACGCCGCUCGAACGGGGCUGCCGCCUGGCGGCACAGUGGGGUGUUCUGGACCUGCCAGCGGCAAUGCGAAGCGAGCAGCUACGCGCUGGAGGUGAGGCGGUCAGGUCCUCUGUGGCGAGCUCAUCUCCUUCUGAUGGCGUUCCUGGUGGUGGUAGCGCUCCUGAGCAGCUGCCGUCAUCCAUUGCAGGCGGCCCUCGACCUACGGAGCGCGUGUCUGCUCAGCAACGGGAGGAGGGACUGCGCCGCCACGCAUCAUGCUUUUUCCUGCGCCCCAGCAACGCACCGCUGUGUGUCUUCUUGAUGGAGGCACUGCGCCGCUUUCCGGUGCUUGUUCGGCCAGCUGUGCUGCAGCACUGGCAGUCCACCUGGACCGCACGUCACUCCUUGAUGGAUGUGCUGCUUGCCUUCCACACCGCCCUCUGCCCCUUCGUGUUGUCCUCUUCCUCUGCUGGGGUUACCGCCGCUUGUCAAGCGCCGCCUUCGCCAUCGUGGACAAAAGAUGGAUCGCCUUUUCCAGGUUCCACGAUGCUGCAGGAUACCACGGACCUCUUGGAUGCCUUGCUGUGCGCCGCAUUCGCCCUCGCUGAGGAGCGCGAUGCCGCGCAGCCGCUGUCUGUCAACGACUUUGUAAUCGAGCAAGCAACCCUGUUCCUUCUUCUCUAUGAGGCGCUCGUGCAUCAGCGCGAGGGUCGACUGCGCCGUAUCCCCGGUGUGGUGCGCGUCCUCCUCGGACUCUCGGACCGGUGUGCUAGUGCCGCUGCGGAGAACUGCCCCGCUGACGAGGCUACCGCAUGUUUGCCGCGUGGUGGGGCCACAACGGACGAGAAGGCUCAUCAUGCGGUGCGCCAUCUUCUUCCUUUUGCGCCGCUGAACCUCUUCUACGAGCGAGUCGCUCAGCUGGCGGCCCCCUCACGCAAGGGGCAUAACAGCCGACGUGAAGUGCAGCCGUACCCGAUGAACUCGAUCGCGCUACCCAUCCGCCGCGUGUCCCUUGCGCCGCAACUGCAGCACAGCACGUUGCUUGCGUUGUUGCCGCCUGGGGAGUCGCUGCUGGAACUGCAGGGGGUGGCGGAGCGCGUGUGGCGGGAGGAGCUCCCCUCGUGCUGGCAGCGUGCCGUCGCAGCCGUGGCGGGCACGCGUGAUGGCCACACAAGCACACGCCUCUCCCCUGCCGCGCUGCGGGGGACCAGUGACGACGCCGGCGCCUCUGCACCCACUCAACUUAGUGCAGAGAACUUCUACAAUCCUCUGGUACCACACGCCGUGCGAGUGCUGUACCUCCUCACCGCACACGCCCUGCGCGCGCCGACCGAAGCGGCGAAGCAAGUGCCGAUUGUGCAGCUACAGAUGAUCUGCCAGCUGUCUGACGAGCAGCUGCUCCUCGUGCUCAAGGAGCUGCAGGUUGCGGGGCUCGCGAGUACAAAUCUCAAGACGAAGUCAGCGCGGACGCUGCUUGACACAAUGUGA
Molecule: messenger RNA, 2730 nt
Organism: Leishmania mexicana MHOM/GT/2001/U1103
Lineage: Eukaryota; Euglenozoa; Kinetoplastea; Trypanosomatida; Trypanosomatidae
Exons: 1
Coding region: 1-2730 (909 amino acids)
Source: RefSeq, a predicted model, not a curated record